UAAUGAUGAUUUGAUCAUGAUGAUCAUCCUUGUGCUUGCUGUGCAAUUUGCGCGUGGCGACUCGUCCACAUCCGCCGCGCCAACCGAACAACCGACAAAACCGAUCACUAAAGGACCUAAUUCUAUCCCAAUUAUCGUUCCGAAAGCCCCAACCUAUUAUGUUCCUCAGCACAGUCCACCGUACGUCCAAUAUAUCCAAAAGCCAGUUUUUUUACCGCACCAACAACCUCAAGCUACCAUGUUGAUCAUAGCUCAACCGGCUUUGGUACCACAGCAUUUGGUUUACGGUCCGGCCGCCCAACAACUCUUGCAUUACUUCCACACAAAUCCACAAGCACGCUACAACCUCUUGCAUGCUGCCUUCCAGCCACAUCCAACGGUCCAGACUUACGCCCAACCGCAGCAUUAUCCUCAACCAAGUCCACCACAGAACUACCAGAUCAUCCCAAGCCCUCAGCAUUUGCUCCCGGCGGCUCCACAACCACAACCACAACAUCAACCUCAACCACAAUUACAACCACAAGCUUACACUCCAGUUCAGUACAACCAACAACAACAUCCAACUGAUUUGCAACAAAUUUCUCAUUACGCAAAUCUUGCUGCCCAACAAUACGCUGGAACACCGAUCAAAACUGCUCCACCAAUCAUCACCGGAUUCGAAAAUUUCACCCCCGAACAGCAAGCCCAAAUCAAGCAACAACUCGGCGCGCAUUUUGGAACUAAUUUAACUCCAAUCAACGGAAACUCGCUUCAAGCUGGUCCACAAUUUGGAGCUAAAUUUAGUACCGAUUAUGCGCAACAGGAACAGAAGCAAGAGCCACAUCAGCAACAACCGACAGCAUCCACGGCAAAUUAUGGUUCGAGUACCAAUGUUUACAGCACUAAACAAUACUCGAAAGCCUAA
Molecule: messenger RNA, 904 nt
Organism: Nicrophorus vespilloides
Lineage: Eukaryota; Metazoa; Arthropoda; Insecta; Coleoptera; Silphidae
Product: protein transport protein SEC24-like
Exons: 2
Coding region: 17-904 (295 amino acids)
Source: RefSeq, a predicted model, not a curated record